Molecule: messenger RNA, 2097 nt
Organism: Cadophora gregata
Lineage: Eukaryota; Fungi; Ascomycota; Leotiomycetes; Helotiales; Ploettnerulaceae
Exons: 3
Coding region: 1-2097 (698 amino acids)
Molecular function (GO): ATP binding; ATP hydrolysis activity
Source: RefSeq, a predicted model, not a curated record
AUGCCCGUCAUCCUAACUGGUUCGCCCAUUGUGUCGGAGGAUUCUGAGGCCGCCAUCAACGCUCUUCUUGACGAGGUACCAGAUGCUGAGACUUCUGACGCUGAGCCUACUGUGCAGGGUUGGGAAGAUUCUGAGGAGCGACUAGCAGACCCACAACUUCCAGGUGAUGCCCAGGAGGUGAUUGCAAACCCGAAAAUGAAUGAAGAGCAGGAAUCCCCUGAAGAAGUUGAGAUCGAAACCCCAGCGACAUCCGAAGCCGAUCUCAAGGGGGGUUUCAUUUGCAAGGCCCUUGACUUCUAUAGGAAAGACGGAGAAUGGUCCCAGACCUCUCCAUAUCACCUUCCCGAGGCUGCAGAGAAUAACGAGACAGCUCAGCACGCCAUUUUGAAAAGGAAUGAGAAAAGUUCUGACAGCCGGAAGAAGCUAUCUUUGCAUUCGAUCAUCAUUCAAAGUCCACUGAUCAAGUCUGUACUCGGCAAAGUAUUUGAAGGGUACGAUGGUAUCACUACAGAGCUCGAUCGUCUUGAGUUGAAGAAGCCCUUCGAACCCUUUGUCCACCGUUGGGAGAAGUUCCGGCUUGCGAGAAACUAUGAACAAGAUCCCGACACUCGUGAUCACCUUGAUCUUUUGAACAUCAUAUACGCCGAGCUCAAAUUCACUCUCGCAAGACGGGAUGAUUUGCUCAUGCAUGGUGUCAUGAGAUAUGAUCUUCUCUGGACAAUGUUCGAGCCUGAAACCCUGGUAUUCCAGGAGUUUGGAGAAUCGAAAAGCGAGCGGGUGACGCGCGUUGAUAGUUACAGCUACGGUCGCAGCUUUGCUGUGACUAGUCGCUAUGUGGAAUGGGAAGGAACCAAAUUUGGUAUGGACUCCGACUGCGAGUCAAUUGGGAGUUUCAAUGGGACCAAGAAGAUUACCGAUCUGAAGAUAUAUCCACUGGCAUACCACCGGGACGCUAUCGGUGUCCAACGUCGCUGCAUUGCCCGCGCAAGAGAGUGGGAGACAUACUGCAGGUACUCUUUCAAGCAAUAUAUUGGUGUAGCCGUCUCUAGUCGAUCUCGAAUGCAUGUUGAUGCUCGAGUAAUCAUCAAUACUGAAGCAUACAACAAAUUCAAUCCCAACAGCGAGGUGACAGUCUGGAAACUCGAGAACGAUAAGACGUACCAACCUCCAGCCACAGAUGAACCAGAGCCUGAGACUCUCCGAUUGAAGCCCUGGCAGCUGCUGCUCGCCACAAAUAUGUUGAAAGCAUAUUCCCUCAAGGACAAGGUCUGGAUGACGAUCCACCUUGCGGGUAUACAAGAAAUCACAUGGAACGAUGAUGCCUUUUCCCGCUUGGUUCUACCAGAUGAUACUAAAGACCUCGUCCUCGCGUUCGCGAAAUCCCAGAUUUUGCGCGAGCAGACAUUCGAUGACAUCAUUCAAGGAAAAGGCAAAGGGGUAAUAAUGCUCUUGAGUGGACCGCCUGGGGUCGGAAAGACAUUGACGGCUGAGGCAGUCGCUGAGACUAUGCGCGUACCCUUGUACAUUAUGGCUGCUGGCGAUCUGGGAGCAGAUGCAGAGGAUGUGGAGAAUGAACUCAAGACGAUUUGUGCGAUGACCACGAGAUGGAAAGCAGUGCUUCUUCUUGACGAAGCAGACAUAUAUCUCGAAGCAAGGUCAACUCACGAUCUCCAACGGAACAAGUUGGUCUCCGUCUUCCUUCGCAUCCUCGAGUAUUACGAAGGUUUUCUAUUCUUGACUUCCAAUCGCGUGGACAACAUCGAUGCCGCGUUCGAGUCUCGCAUCCACUUGAGCUUAAUGUAUAAUGGCCUCAGCUUUGAGAGUCGGAGACAAGUUUUGAUCACGUUCACAAAAGACCAGGGCUUUACGGACAAGCAGAUUGAUGCUCUGGCGGAGAUGGAACUCAAUGGGAGACAGAUCAAGAAUAUCUUGAAGACGGCACAGCUGCUGGCCACGAGCAGCGACAGCCCUUUGAACUUUGGUCAUGUGCAGACGAUCACUAAACUUAGGGCAGCGAAUUCUUGUGUUCCUUUGAGAGGAAGUGUGGAUUCUUUUGCUCUUACUGGAUCUUGCAAGAUUGUUAGGGAGAGGGACUAG